UCGGGCUCUGGAAGAAAAGAGGAGUUAGAGUCCCAGCACUGAGCCCAGACUCCUGGCGACAAAGCGGACCUGUGCAAGGAAAGGUUAAUAAGAAGGUCCCCCGAGUGGCUACAGAUGCGGCAGUGCUUUAACACAGCCGGCUGAAAACUCCCCGGCAUCAUGUCUUCCUUCCACAGGAACAGCAGCUACGAGGGGCGUGCUGACUACCCUGGCUAUUCAGGGCCUCGGAACCAUGAACAGAGCUAUUUGAAACCUCAGGAUUAUCUAGAAUUCCCAGCUUCUCUGGACAAUCCGGGCUUCCACCACCCCAGGAACAACCCGUAUUCUCCAGGCUCUAGAACAGAUCCAGACCACUCCAGCUCCCUAGCUGAACCAGAUUACCCCGGAUCCCCAAGUGACACAGAGUAUCACCGCACCAGGAGCCAUUCGUUCUCGGCACAUCCCAUACCAAAGCCAGACUAUGACGAGUCUUUCCCUGAGCCAGACUAUGACAAGUCUUUCCCUGAGCCAGACUAUGACGAGUCUUUCCCUGAGCCAGACUAUAAUGACUUCCCGAGAGAAUCAUAUGGCACAGACUUAUCCAAGGGACCUGACUACCCUGGCCCUCACCACCAUCCUAGUCUUGCCAGAGUCAGAAGCAGUGUGAACUAUACAGGUUCCAGAACUAAUCUAGGCUAUUUGGGAUCCCUGGAAGAACCAGACUACCCUGGAGCCCAGGGCCACUCUGACCAUCCGGACCCCAGAUCCCAUUCCAACCAGCCUGGCUCCAGAAGAGAUGUAGGUUACGAUGGAUCCAGAAUCAAUGCCUACCUAGAUACCUUGGGGGAUCCUGAUUACCCAGGUGCUGAGAAUCAACGAAGCGCUCCCCACUUUUAUGGAAAUCCAGACUAUCCUGGUGCUGAGGCAAGUCAUGGUUAUGGCUCUUCCCAGCCCCUGGGAGCCAUCAGGAGUGGCCCCUUUGGCGCACAAGGGAGAGAAAAUGAAGACUACCCCGAAAGCAUUGAAAUGGCAUCCAUGGAAAUGGCAGGUCCACAAGACCACUCUCUGCCAGGUGAUCCUAGAAAUGGCAACGUGAACACUGCAUAUGUGGAAGGAAGUAGUCCUGUCUGUGCAGUCAGAAACCUGCUGCUGUGUGAGCGUGAUUGGCACACAUCACUCCAAGGACAAAAACUAAUCGCAUCCCUGGUCCCCAUGACAUCUAGAGACAGAAUCAAAACCAUCAGGAACCAGCCAAGGACCAUGGAAGAGAAGAGACAGCUUAGAAAAAUAGUCGACAAAGAAAAGAGUAAACAGUCCCAUGGCAUCCUGGAGGUUAACUGCUGUGCUCAGUGUCUGAGCUCGCUUGCACUGGCCUACCGCAGAACCAAGAGCAGCCUCUCAGAGCUCAGUUCCAUCAGCUUGUGGCAGAAGAGAUUCAAGGUAAUCGGAGGCAAGUUUGGAACUAGCGUCCUGUCCUAUUUCAGCUUCCUGAGGUGGCUUCUGAAGUUUAACAUCUUCUCCUUCGUCAUGAACUUCAGCUUCAUCAUCAUCCCACAAUUCACCGUGGGUGAGAGGAACACCCUCCAGUUCACGGGCUUGGAGUUUUUCACAGGGGCGGGUUAUUUCAGGGACACGGUGAUGUACUAUGGCUUUUACACCAACUCUACCAUCCGGCAUGGGACAGGCAGAGCAUCUUACAAUAUGCAGCUGGCCUACAUCUUCACAAUCGGAGCCUGCCUGGUCGUCUGCUUCUUCAGUCUGCUCUUCAGCAUGGCCAAGUACUUCCGGAACAACUUCAUCAACCCCCACAUAUACUCCAGAGGGAUUGCAAAGCUCAUCUUUUGCUGGGACUUCACUGUCACCCAUGAAAAAGCUGUAAAGCUAAAACAGAAGAAUCUGAGCACCGAGAUCAGGGAGAACCUGUCUGAGAUCCGCCAGGAGAACGAAAGGCUCACGCUCAACCAGCAGCUGACUCACUUUUCUGCUCACAUAGCCGCCUGGCUCGUCUCUACCGGAGUGGGCGCAGCCUGCUGCCUAGCCGUAUACUAUCUGGCUGAGUAUAACUCUGAGUUCUUGAAGACGCACAGGAACCCUGGAGCGGUGCUGUUACUGCCGUUUGUUGUGUCCUGCAUCAACCUGGCCGUGCCUCGAUUCUACUCCAUGUUCCGUCUGGUGGAGCGGUAUGAGAUACCGAGACAGGAAGUCUAUGUCCUCCUGAUCCGAAACAUUCUACUGAAGAUCUCCAUUGUUGGGAUUCUUUGUUACUAUUGGCUCAACAUCGUGGCCCUGUCUGGUGAAGAGUGCUGGGAGACUCUCAUUGGCCAGGAUAUCUACCGCCUCCUUCUCAUGGACUUCGUGUUCUCUUUGGCCGAUUCCUUGCUGGGGGAGUUUCUGAGGAGGUUCAUUGGGAUGAGAUUCAUGACCAGUCUCAGCUUACAGGAGUUUGACAUUGCCAGGAAUGUUCUAGAACUGAUCUACGCACAAACUCUGGCCUGGCUUGGAAUUUUCUUCUGCCCUCUGCUGCCUUUUAUCCAAAUGAUCACUCUCUUCAUUAUGUUUUAUGUCAAAAAUAUCAGCCUGAUGAUGAACUUUCAGCCUCCAAGCAAGGCCUGGAGGGCCUCACAGAUGAUAACGUUCUUCAUCUUCUUGCUCUUCUUCCCGUCCUUCACGGGCGUGCUGUGCACCCUGGCCAUCACCAUCUGGAGAUUAAAACCUUCAGCUGACUGUGGCCCCUUCCGAGGUCUGCCUUCCUUCAUCCAGUCCAUCUACAGCUGGAUCGACUCCCUAAGCAGGAGGUCUGGCUACCUGUGGGUCGUCUGGAUCUACCAAAACCUCAUCGGCAGCGUGCACUUCUUCUUCAUCCUCACACUGAUUGUGUUAAUCAUCACCUAUCUUUACUGGCAGAUCACAGAGGGGAGGAAGGUCAUGAUCCGGCUGCUCCAUGAACAGAUCAUUAAUGAGGGCAAAGAUAAGAUGUUCUUGAUAGAAAAGUUGACCAAGCUACAGGAUGUGGAGAAGAGAGCCAACCCCAGUGCGCUUAUCCUGGAAAGGAGAGAGGUUGAGCAACAAAGCCCUUUACAUUUGGAGGAACUCAGUGAUGCUCCCGACCUGCGAUGGAGGCGGUCAGUGCAUGAAGAGAAUCCAAAAGCCUGAUGACUGUCGUGUGUAGAAGCCAGAUGCUGGUCAAAAAGGGAAAGAAGAUAAGCAUAAAUGGGACAGCCUCUGUGACAGUUGGGCUUCAGGAGCUUCUCAGGAGUAGAAUCCAAGCCUGAGGCAGACAGUAAUCUGACCCACAGUGCAAAUGGCUCUAUGAAACAGGACACACUUUACCUCCAACCUGGAUUGCUAUUUUUUUUUUCCAAAACAAAGUCCUUAGAAUUUUCCAAUUAAAACUUAAAAUAUUGAAAUUAUUCUACAAACACCUGGGAAGAGGUAAUUUGGGAAUGUUGCACUUUUAUCUUUAAGAAAUAUAUGUCUUCAUGAUGGGUCCUGUAGGACUCUCUCUUCCCAGACCUGGCAAAGGUUUAAAAACUGGUGCUAAAAAUAAUGGUCCAUAAUGAAUUAAAAAUGUGAUUCUCAAUCUGGGAUGCAAAUCCUCUGAAUGGUAUAACUUGUGUUUGUCUGUGAUUGUGAACUAGAAACAGCCCUGUAUCAUCUAAAGCUGAAAUAUAAUCAAAGGUCUUAUGGA
Molecule: messenger RNA, 3667 nt
Organism: Psammomys obesus (fat sand rat)
Lineage: Eukaryota; Metazoa; Chordata; Mammalia; Rodentia; Muridae
Gene: Tmc5
Product: transmembrane channel like 5
Exons: 21
Coding region: 160-3132 (990 amino acids)
Cellular component (GO): plasma membrane
Molecular function (GO): mechanosensitive monoatomic ion channel activity
Source: RefSeq, a predicted model, not a curated record